This is a messenger RNA of Bathycoccus prasinos, 639 nucleotides long. RefSeq names its product peptidyl-prolyl cis-trans isomerase B. Gene Ontology annotation, cellular component: intracellular membrane-bounded organelle. NCBI's taxonomy places the organism in Eukaryota, Viridiplantae, Chlorophyta, Mamiellophyceae, Mamiellales, Bathycoccaceae. Bases 1 to 639 code for a protein of 212 amino acids. The transcript has a single exon. Gene Ontology annotation, molecular function: peptidyl-prolyl cis-trans isomerase activity. The record is from RefSeq and is a predicted model, not a curated record. Gene Ontology annotation, biological process: protein peptidyl-prolyl isomerization; protein folding.
AUGAGCUCCUUUUCUUCUAAUAAACAUUCACGCAAAGCGUUGCUGGCGACGUUCGCCUUGGCGUGCUUGGCCAUUUUUAUCGGCAUCAACGGCGUCUUUGUCGAAGCAAAGAAAGGACCGAAAAUUACAAACACCGUUUACUUCGACGUCUCCAUCGGAGGGAAAGACGCGGGAAGAAUUACCAUGGGUUUGUACGGCGCCACGGUACCGAAGACGGUCGAAAACUUCCGAGCGUUAGCGACCGGAGAGAAAGGCUACGGCUACGAAGGCUCAACUUUUCACAGAGUGAUCAAAGACUUUAUGAUCCAAGGUGGUGAUUUCACCAAAGGAGAUGGCACGGGAGGCAAGUCUAUUUACGGCGAAAAGUUCGCGGAUGAAAACUUCAAGUUGAAGCACACCGGUCCAGGAACGUUGUCCAUGGCCAACGCCGGCCCGAACACGAAUGGGUCGCAGUUUUUCAUUUGCACCGUGGUCACCUCUUGGUUGGACGGUCGACACGUCGUUUUUGGAAGAGUCACGGAUGGUAUGGACGUCGUUCGUAAAAUCGAAGCUUUGAACGGAACGCCGCCGAGCGAAACUGUCACGAUCACAAAGUCCGGCGAGUUGCCGAUGGAUGCGCACGUUCAAGAUGAAAUUUAA